AUGCUUCAAUUUUUUGGAUUAAAUUUAAAGGUUGGAAAGUCAUUAAGAAGAACAUUUCCUUUGAUCGAUGCUAAAUCAGGAAGUAUUGAACUUAUUCUUGAAGCCAUCCCAAGUCAACCAUUUAAUGAUAUUGCCACAAAUCAAAAUAGAGCAAUUUCUGAAUUACAUGACAAUGCAUUCAUGACAGUUGGUCCUGUAAUUGGUACAGUUACAAGUAGAAGUGCAAGAAUUUUGGUCGAGUGUUCGAAACCUAUUCAUUUAAACAUGGAAGUUUUUGGAGUUUGUGAGAGAAGUCAUUUCAGUGUUGAGGAUUCGUUUUUCAAGAAGAAAUCUAACAGUGCUCAUUCGAAAGUAUUGAAUAAUUCACUCAUGAAAAUGAAGAAACAAGGCAUUUGUUUCCAAAAAACAGUUUCCAUUGAAAAAUCGAAUAUUCCUUUCGUAUUUCAGUUAGAUGGAUUGAAACCUGACACUGUUUAUAGAGUUGAGUUUACUAACAUUUGUAAUAGUGAAACUCGUGUUGGAAUUAUCAAGACAAUGAUUGAUGAAGAAAAAUUAGCUCAAAUUCCAGAUUCAUCUCACAAGUUGACCAUUAAUUGUGUGAGUUGCAAUUUUAUUGAAAAGAGAGAACCUGAAAAAGAUACUUGGGAAAGAAUGAAUGAACAAAUUGAUAACACAGAUGUUCUUCUUCAUAUUGGAGAUCAAAUAUAUGCUGAUUAUGGACAUAAUGCAUUUGAUGAAGCAGUGAAAAUUUGCAAUUCAAGAAAUAAGGUUAGUGAAGAGGAAGAAGAACUCAUUAAGGAAGAGUUCAGAAAGUAUCACAGAUUCAAUUGGAAUCAUAUUGCAACUAGAAAUAUUUUGAGUCAAGUCAGUAAUCAAAUGAUUCUUGAUGAUCAUGAAAUUAGAGAUGAUUGGGGAUCUAAUUUGGAAGAUCAAACUCCAGGCAGUAUUCCUUAUUACAUUGGUUCAUUGGCUAGAGAAGUUUAUUGGGAAUAUCAAAGAAGUUUGAGAUGUGACGUUUCUAAUAAGGAAGAACUAUUCAAAAAGCAUGAAGCAUAUUAUAAUAUCAUUGGAGAUACUGGAAUUUUAGUGUUGGAUUUGAGAGCAGCUAGAA
Messenger RNA from Naegleria gruberi, 1111 nucleotides. RefSeq lists its product as uncharacterized. The record is from RefSeq and is a predicted model, not a curated record. NCBI's taxonomy places the organism in Eukaryota, Heterolobosea, Eutetramitea, Acrasida, Naegleriidae. The annotation marks the transcript as partial. The transcript has 2 exons.